AUGGAUGUCCACCUCUUGGUCUACGACCUCUCCCAAGGCUUAGCUCGCCAAAUGUCCAUGGGUAUACUCGGCUUUCAGCUCGACGCCAUCUACCACACAUCCAUCGAGUUGGAGGGCCGUGAAUAUGUCUACGACGGAGGCAUCAUCGCCAUUGUACCCGGUUCGUCUCACCUUGGACAGCCGCUUGAGAGGCUGCACCUGGGCCAGACAGAUGUCCCCUUGGAUGUUGUCGAAGAGUACAUAGAGUCUGUCCGGCCUAUUUUCACCGUCGAGGCAUAUGACCUCUUCCACCACAACUGCAACAACUUUACCGACUCAUUUUCCAACUUCCUGCUGGGGAAGGGCAUACCCAGCCACAUCACCAGCAUGCCCCAGGCAGUCCUCGACUCGCCUAUGGGUCGCAUGCUGGUACCCCAGCUGAUGCAGGGUGUCAAUGCCGGCAGACAGAACGGGUCCAUCCUGGGACUGGGACAGAGCGGACAGCAGGCAGGCGGCAAGCCUCGGACGUCGAGUGGCGUCUGGGACGUUUCCAGCUCGACAGAACUAUCCAGUGCACUUGGCUCGGCGGGGAAAUCGGGUGCCAUCAUCUUCUUCACAUCGGUCACCUGCGGCCCUUGCAAGGCGCUCUAUCCGGCCUUUGACCAGCUGGCAGAGGAGCAUCAGGGCAAGGUGACUUGCAUCAAGGUCGACAUAUCUCAGCCGCAAGCACAGGCUAUAGCCAGCCAGUACGGCAUACGGGCAACGCCGACAUUCGUCACGUUUCUGAGGGGCCAGCAGGAGGACAGGUGGACGGGCUCCACGCCGGGCGACCUCUCCGGGCGCGUCCGUCUACUGGCCCACAUGGCGUCGUUGACGCAUCCUCACCACUCGCUCAGACUGCCGUCGUUUGCAUCGGCAGGCACGAAACCGGUGAUGUACACCAAGGCACCGCCGAUGGCCAAGCUCAUGGCCAAGAUGGGCGACGAGCUGGCAGGGGCUUCCGGCGUCCAGAGUCUGCGGACAUUCAUAGAGGAGCGAGAAGCAAAAGGGGCCGUGGACGCCGUGGUGCCCGACCUCGCGUCUCUGUCUGACUUUUUACGCAAGUCGGUGGCGGACCGGAGCCCCGAGACCCUCUUCGGCGUCGUCGACCUGUUCCGCUGCGCCCUCGUCGACCCUCGUGUAAGCGGCUACUUUGCCGAGGAAGCCGACCAGAAGACGGUGCGUGCCAUUCUCGAGCUCGUCAACAGCGGCAGCAGCUGCCCCUACGCCCUACGCCUGGUAACCCUCCAGAUGGCGUGCAACCUCUUCUCGACAUCCCUGUUCGCCCACCAGGUGCUGUUGAACCCGAACACCAGCAGCAACCUUGUCCCGUCCAUCACGCAGCUGAUCACGUCCAGCUUCCUCGAUGAGAGCCACAACAGCAUCAGGGUGGCAGCCUCAUCUCUGCUGUUCAACUUGGCUCUGGAAAGCAGGGAGGCCCGCAGGAAGGCAAGCCCCUCGCAGCUCCAGGGUCUCCCCGAGGCAGACCAGGUUGAACUAGCUGCGUCGGUGGUCGAGGCUAUCGGCCAGGAGGACAAGUCUGUCGAGGCGCUGCAGGGGAUGCUGUCGGCGCUGGGUCAUCUGUUCUACGAGGCUGACCUCGAUGGUGAACUAGCUGAUUUGCUGCGCACUCUGGAUGCUGCGGGGACCAUACUGAGCAAGAAGAAGGAUUUCGCGUCGGAGAAGCUGGUGACGGAGGUCGGCGGGGAGUUGUUGGGUAAAGGGCUGAGGAAGCCGUGA
Molecule: messenger RNA, 1758 nt
Organism: Geosmithia morbida
Lineage: Eukaryota; Fungi; Ascomycota; Sordariomycetes; Hypocreales; Bionectriaceae
Product: PUL domain
Exons: 2
Coding region: 1-1758 (585 amino acids)
Biological process (GO): protein modification by small protein removal
Molecular function (GO): peptidase activity
Source: RefSeq, a predicted model, not a curated record